CAUUUUCGAAAUUUCGUGACCCGGAUGUACUUUUCUUUGUGUUGCCCACGAGACGCUGGUGAUAACUUCUACCUAAAAACACAAAGCAACAAGACACAUUAUUUCAAAGUAUUUUAUCUGUUGAAUAUAAGAUGACAGGGAAUGUUAAAUUCUUUAGAUUUGUCGGUGGUUUUGUGUGCGGCGCCGCCGUCACCACUGGAUCAUGUGUGGCAGUGAUGAAACUUUACAAGGAUGAGGACACAGAGGACCAGAGAGAGCCCGAGAAAGUUCCUCAGGCACAGCAGGACAUAGGGCGGUAUGGCUUCCCCUUGACAGGAGCUGAGAUACGAUACUACGCCAACCACACAUUGUCCUACAACCAAGCCAUGAAAACACCAAGAUGGGUCGCAGAGCACCUGUCACAUGAGAAACUAUUGGGGAAAGCCGACAGAAAGCACUGUAAAUUCAAGCCAGACCCCAGUAUCGCAGAACCCUUCACUGCACACAAUGCUGACUACCUGGGCAGUGGCUGGUCCAGGGGCCAUAUGGCCCCCGCAGGAGACAACAAGACCUCAGAGCAGUCAAUGGCUGAAACCUUCUACCUAUCGAACAUUGUGCCCCAGAACUAUGAAAACAACGCUGGAUACUGGAACAGACUGGAGAUGUACUGCAGGGACCUGGCCAAGCGCUUUGAUGACGUGUGGGUCAUAUCGGGACCUCUGGUCCUUUCUGAAGAGGGGGCUGAUGGGAAAAAGACAGUGUCCUACCAGGUCAUAGGCAAAGACGACGUGGCCGUCCCCACCCACCUCUUCAAAGUCAUCCUCGUCGGGAAGGAGCAAUCGGCAUCGGGCGAUUUGACUAACAACCAAUCGGCAUCAAAAACCUUGGCCCUCGGGGCCUUUGUCAUACCCAACCAGCCAAUCGGCUUCAAGCGCCCACUGACGGACUUCCAGGUGAGUCUAUCGGAACUAGAGAAGAUCUCGGGCCUGACCUUCUUCCCCAAAGUGGAGCGGACAACUCCGAGCCUCCCCAACUUGUGCGAUAGGGAUUCCUGCCACCUGAUGGACUUUAAGGAUUUCACCUUGUACCUCACGGCCAGGAAGGUGGGCAGUGCCCGCACCACGGUGAAGCUGGAGAAGAGCAUGGCGGAGCUGAAAGAGCAGGGCAUCGCCCCGGACGACUACAUACUCAAACUGUACCAGGAGAAGAAGAAGGAGCUGGAAAACAAAGAGCAUAACCUGGCUCAUCUUCCUUAGGGCACUAAGAGAAAACAUUUUGUAGCAGAAAAAUGUAAUUAGGGUUUCUAAUUGGACAAGUCCACAUAGUCCCUCCCGUUUUCAUUGGUUUGGUGCCUAAUGAACACAACCCUGGAUGGAAUGUCCAUUGUGGCUCUGUGAAACGAGCAACUGGUCAAGUGGCUGUUUUGCUAUGGGUUACGUAGUUUGUUAGAUUGUUUAUUGAACAGAUUUUUCUGUAUAUUUCUUAACGUUUUUUCCCCCAUUGGAAAGUGUAUUUCCCAUGCCAGAAUUACAAAAAAGUUUUUUAAAAAUGUGGAUAGUUCUUUUAUUUACCCUGAACAAAAAUAUAAAUGCAACAUGCAACAAUUUCAGCAUUUUACUGAGUUACAGUUCAUGUAAGGAAAUCAGUCAAUUUAAAUAAAUGUAUUGUCCCCCUGUCUAACUCAAUCAGCUUAUCAGGCUUUUAUGGGUACUAAUCGUUAAUAGAGACCCAGGCGGAAUCAUGCGUUUCCUGUCGCUACUAAUUGCAUUGAGACAUUUCAAUUGGACCGCAGGAAAAGGACACAUGUAUCACCAGUGUAAUGGAUCAGUUUGUUACCGAGAAGCACUAUGGGUCGCUUUAUUGUUUGUAUUACCUCAUAGAUGACUUCAGGACAUUACCACUCAACCACUGCCGUCCUCCAAAUGGACCAGGCGGAUAUCAGAUAUACAGUAGUAUCACAUCACUAAAGACUAGCCUAGACCCAAUCACUCACCCAUCAUCCACACUACACACACACACACACACACACACACACACACACACACACACACACACACACACACACACACACACACACACACACACACACACACACACACA
Messenger RNA from Salmo salar (Atlantic salmon), 2079 nucleotides. It is a transcript of the gene exog, whose product is annotated as exo/endonuclease G. Gene Ontology annotation, cellular component: mitochondrial inner membrane; nucleus. Gene Ontology annotation, biological process: apoptotic DNA fragmentation. The record is from RefSeq and is a predicted model, not a curated record. Gene Ontology annotation, molecular function: nucleic acid binding; metal ion binding; RNA endonuclease activity. Lineage: Eukaryota; Metazoa; Chordata; Actinopteri; Salmoniformes; Salmonidae.